Messenger RNA from Manis pentadactyla (Chinese pangolin), 2025 nucleotides. RefSeq names its product ribitol xylosyltransferase 1 (gene RXYLT1). Gene Ontology annotation, molecular function: ribitol beta-1,4-xylosyltransferase activity. The transcript is spliced from 9 exons. The record is from RefSeq and is a predicted model, not a curated record. Gene Ontology annotation, cellular component: Golgi apparatus. Lineage: Eukaryota; Metazoa; Chordata; Mammalia; Pholidota; Manidae. Gene Ontology annotation, biological process: protein O-linked glycosylation via mannose.
CCCUCCGUAAGGCCCUGGACCUGCACCGAACACCGCCUUCGGCCCUGCUCCCUGGCGGCAGCGGCCUGACGGGAAGCCUGAGUGGAAUGCGGCUGACGCGGAAGCGGCUCUGCUCGUUUCUCAUCGCCCUGUACUGCCUAUUCUCCCUCUACGCCGCCUACCACGUCCUCUUCGGGCGCCGCCGCCUGGCGCCGGCCGGGUCUUUGCGGGGCCUCAGGAAGGGGGCGGCCCCGGCGCGGGAGAGACGCGGCCGAGAGCAGUUUACUUUGGAAAGGGAAGAAUGGAAUCCUUGGGAAGGAGAUGAAAAAUAUGAGCAACAACACAGACUUAAAACUAGCCUUCAAAUAUUAAAUAAAUCCACAAAAGGGAAAACAGACUUCCAUGAACAAAUCUGGGGCAAAGCUGCCAUUGGUUUAUAUCUCUGGGAGCACAUUUUUGAAGGCUUACUUGAUCCCACUGAUGUGACGGCUAAGUGGAGAGAAGGAAAUUCAGUUGUAGGAAGAACACAUUACAGUUUUGUCACUGGUCCUGCUGUAGUCCCAGGGUACUUCUCCAUUGAUGUGAACAAUGUGGUACUUGUUUUAAAUGGAAGAGAAAAAACUAAGAUCUUAUAUGCCACCCAGUGGUUACUUAAUGCACAAAAUUUAGUGCAAACUCAGAAACUUCAGCAUCUUGCUGUUGUUUUGCUUGGAAAUGAACAUUGUAAUAAUGAAUGGAUAAACUGAUUCCUCAAAAGAAAUGGAGGCUUUGUGGAGCUGCUCUUCAUAAUAUAUGACAGCCCUUGGAUUAAUGAUGUAUAUGUUUUUCAGUGGCCUUUUGGAGUAGCAACAUACAGGAAUUUUCCAGUGGUGGAAGCAAGUUGGUCAAUGUUGCAUAAUGAAAGGCCUUACUUAUGCAAUUUCUUAGGAACAGUUUAUGAAAAUUCCUCCAGACAAGCACUAAUGAACAUUUUGAAACAAGAUGGGAAUGAUAAGCUUUGUUGCGUUUCAGCAAGAGAACAGUGGCAGCCUCAGGAAACUAAUGAAGGCCUUAAGAAUUAUCAAGAUGCUUUGCUACAGAGUGAUCCCACAUUGUGCCCAGUGGGAGUAAACACGGAGUGUUAUGGGAUAUACGAGGCUUGCUCCUACGGCUCAGUUCCUGUGGUAGAAGACGUGAUGACAGCUGGCAGCUGUGGAGAUGCAUCUGCUAACCAUAAUGCUCCUCUGCAGUUACUCAAGUCCAUGGACGCGCCCUUUAUCUUUAUUAAGAACUGGAAGGAACGUCCUGCUGUUCUAGAAAAAGAGAAAACUAUAAUUUUACAAGAAAAGAUUCAAGGAAGAAAAAUGUUACUUCAUUGGUACCAACAAUUCAAAACAGAGCUAAAAAUGAGAUUUACUAAUAUUUUAGAAAGUUCAUUUUUAAUCAACGAUAAAGGUUAAAUAUUAGUCAUCUUUUCAAGCUAAGCUCUCAUUUUUUAAAUAAUUUCAAAUACUGGGUGUGUAUAUGUGUUGUUAGGUAAUUAUUAAACUUAAAUUCUUUAAGUUACCCUUGGGGGCCCUGUUAUGUCUGUAGCAUUAAUAACCAAGUGCUUCCUUAUUGGGCCACUCCUGAAAAUGAAGUUAAAAUGUUACUCAAAUUCACUUUUACAAAGUUGAAGGAUUCAACAUUUAUCAACUCUUCUCACCCAUUUAAACCCACUCUAGGGAAGCAACAUUAUGUAGUAGAAAACACUGGGCUUUGGAGUCAGACAAAACCUGGGUUAAAGCCAUGCCUCUGCACCUACUAUCUGAGGACCUUGAGCAAGCCACCUAAUUGUGUUGAGUCUUGAUUUCUUUCCAUGUAAAAUGGAGAUAAUGGUACCUCAUAUGGCAGGAGCUGUUGUCUCCUCAUUAUGUGAAUGGCUGUAGAUGCUCAGUAAACAUAAAUUCCCCCGUGCUUUCUGAGACCUGGAGCUCCCACACAGGUGUCCACUUCAUCAGAAGUUACCAAAAAUAGUAACAAUUCAUGGAAGAGGGAAAAACAAAUGGCCAAUGAACAUAUAUGAAC